UAUCAAACGGUGUAGCCGUUGCAGCUCUCUCUCUCUCUCUCUCUCUCUCUCUCUGCGUUUUGUGGUUUCAGCUACGCGCAUUCUCUCUCUCUCUCUCUACACUCACACCAUAGUCUUCUCUUUCUAUGGGGCUUUCUCACUCCUUUUAAAACCCUAAUCAAUUCCACAUCAAACUCGUAAAUUUCUCCAAUUUUUCAUUUGAAUUUCGAAAAUUAAACAUUAUCAAUUCACACUCCCGAAACCCUAACCGCUUUCUCAUGAUCCACCCCUAAAUUAUUAUUUUUCGUAGCUGUAAUUGACAAUUCAAUUGGUUUCGUUGAACAAAUAUUUGCGGCAAAUAAUGGCAGAAUUAGAUCCGUCGAAGAAAGUAGCUGAUAGGUAUCUCAAACGUGAGGUUCUUGGUGAAGGUACCUAUGGUGUCGUUUACAAAGCCAUUGAUACUCAGACAGGACAGACGGUUGCUAUUAAGAAGAUUCGGAUUGGCAAGCAAAAAGAAGGAGUGAAUUUUACAGCUCUUAGAGAAAUUAAAUUGCUUAAAGAGCUCAACGAUCCAAAUAUUAUUGAGUUGAUUGAUGCAUUCCCACAUAAAGGGAAUUUGCAUCUUGUGUUUGAAUUCAUGGAGACAGACCUUGAAGCUGUCAUAAGAGACCGGAAUAUUUUCCUUUCACCGGGUGAUAUAAAAUCUUACCUUCAAAUGACGCUAAAAGGGCUUGCUCAUUGUCACAAAAGAUGGAUAUUGCAUAGGGAUAUGAAACCAAAUAAUUUGUUGAUAGGACCCAAUGGACAGCUGAAACUUGCAGAUUUUGGCUUAGCACGGAUAUUUGGAAGUCCGGAUCGCAGGUUCACCCAUCAGGUGUUUGCGCGGUGGUAUAGAGCACCUGAGCUAUUAUUUGGUACCAAGCAAUAUGGCCCAGGGGUAGAUGUUUGGGCUGCAGCCUGUAUAUUUGCUGAGCUUCUUCUUCGCCGACCUUUUUUGCAGGGCUCAAGUGAUAUUGAUCAAUUAGGGAAGAUAUUCGCGGCAUUUGGAACUCCAUCUUCUUCUCAAUGGCCUGAUAUGGUAUACCUUCCUGAUUAUGUUGAAUAUCAAUACGUACCUUCCCCUCCUUUGCGGUCCCUAUUUCCAAUGGCAAGUGAUGAUGCUUUAGACUUGUUGUCUAAGAUGUUUACAUAUGACCCAAAAGAGAGAAUUUCAGUGCAGCAGGCAUUAGAACAUAGAUACUUUUCUUGUCCUCCUCUGUGCACAAUUCCGGAUAAGCUUCCAAGGCCACCCCCUAAGAAGGAAACUAAGGCAUCGGAUUUGAAUCCAAAUGAGGGUCCAAUUGUCUUAUCACCUCCUAGAAAGACUAGGAGAGUAAUGCCAGGGCGCGAUGGACUUGAAGGCAAUUCAUUGCAAGGAGAUAAGAUUGAUGAUAAUCAUAGUAACUUCAAACAGUCAAUUGAUGAUACUACAGGGAAGAAUGACCCUGCCCCAAUGUCACUAGAUUUUUCUGUCUUUGGAUUAAAACCUCCAAAUAGACCAACAAUUAACAGUGCUGACAAAACACAUUUAAAAAGAAAAUUAGAUUUAGAAUUCCAGUAACCAGAACAAAUAUCCUAUGACCGGUGCAUCAGUACAAGCAAGGCAUUUGAUGCAUCUUUUCCAUCUGCAUGAAAGGUACUAUGAAUGUGUAGAUGUUUAAAGGAAGAAGUUGCAGUACAAGCUGAUAAAUAUCUCACUUCAAUAAUAGUUCAGAGACCAAAAGUAACUGUUAUAGAAGAAAAAGUUACAUUAACCAUACUCUCUGGACCCCCUUUGUUCUUAAUUUGUGUUCUUCAUGUACAAAAAACUUGUACAAGUCCACGGAAGAGAAGGUCUUGAGUGCGGGCAUUUUCCGUAGCCCUUGCUGUAUCUGACUCUUGAAAAAAGCAAUGUUUGGGGAAACUGAUUUUUGACAUCAAUUUGUUAUUGAACAUAAGAGAAAUUAUUAUUUGUUACACUUUUGAGGGCAACAUAUGUAUUUUCUUGGAUGCUUCAGACAGGUUUGUUUACUGAACAAAAUAUUUUCGAAGUGAUGAUAUUAGUUGAUUGCAUGCAUUUCUGAGUA
Messenger RNA from Cicer arietinum (chickpea), 2084 nucleotides. RefSeq names its product cyclin-dependent kinase D-3. Gene Ontology annotation, cellular component: transcription factor TFIIH holo complex; nucleus; transcription factor TFIIK complex. Gene Ontology annotation, molecular function: cyclin-dependent protein serine/threonine kinase activity; RNA polymerase II CTD heptapeptide repeat kinase activity; ATP binding. Gene Ontology annotation, biological process: protein phosphorylation; positive regulation of transcription by RNA polymerase II. NCBI's taxonomy places the organism in Eukaryota, Viridiplantae, Streptophyta, Magnoliopsida, Fabales, Fabaceae. The record is from RefSeq and is a predicted model, not a curated record.